GUAGCAUUACUCUAAUUUUUUCUCUCGAGUCUUUUAUGUAAGAAAAAUCAACAGAACCACAGAGGGCCCCUUUACGCAAAGACGAUGCAGGAGAUUACGUCUCGAGAAUGGCUGCCUCUGACUCUGAGGUGGUUUUAUCCCUUUGUGACACCAUAGGCCGCCUACCAUCUCUCUCUAUCUCUCUAAAUUUUGAUUUUCUCAUUAAAUGUUCAGCUGUUUUCUCUGGCCAUAAUUCACAUCCUUUUAGGGAUCAUCUGUUAUCUUCCUCUCUUUUUAUAUAAUCGGCUCGACCAAAGGUCAGCUUCUAAGGGUUUUGCAAAUUUCACAUUCAAAUCUGGGAUUUUCCUCCAAAGGAUUAAAUGAUUGAAGUUGAAGAGACGGGCUGAGAUUUGAGAAACGGUACGAAUAGAGAAGUCAAAAUUGGGUAUUGAUUGCGGGUCGAUUUUCAUAUCCAGUAAUAUUGAACCUUGGGCUCUUACGGCCAGCUUGAUACACCCGUUUGUUUUAGACGAAGAGGGGGGGUUUCAUAUACUAAGGACUAAAACGACAGAAGUCGUAAGAUUGAAAAUCUGGUUUUGUUAUCUUCCAAUAAUUUUUUCUUGGUCACCAAGCGGGGGUUAUUGUAAGUUGAUUCAAUGGAUCACCUUAUGAUGGUUGAUGACCCAUUAGGUGACAGUUCGGAUCUAGAAGUUGACGACAUAAGGUGUGAAAACAUUGCGGAGAAAGAUGUGAGUGAGGAAGAGAUUGAAGCAGAAGAAUUGGAGAGACGAAUGUGGAAAGACCGUAUCAGACUCAAAAGGAUUAAGGAAAGACAGAAGCUUGUAGCGCAACAAGCAGCAGACAAGCAGAAGCCCAAGCAGACCUCUGAUCAGGCUCGGAGGAAGAAAAUGUCUAGAGCACAAGAUGGGAUUCUAAAAUACAUGCUGAAGCUGAUGGAAGUGUGCAAAGCUCGUGGAUUUGUGUAUGGUAUCAUUCCUGAGAAGGGUAAGCCGGUGAGUGGUGCUUCUGAUAACAUCAGAGCUUGGUGGAAAGAAAAAGUGAAGUUUGAUAAGAAUGGGCCAGCAGCCAUAGCCAAGCACGAAGCCGAGUGUCUUGCCAUGGGGGAGGCAGAUAAUGUUCGAACUGGGAACUCUCAAAGCAGUCUCCAAGAUCUGCAAGAUGCAACUCUGGGGUCGCUUUUGUCUUCUUUGAUGCAACAUUGUGACCCCCCUCAAAGGAGGUUCCCGCUAGAAAGGGGACUUCCGCCACCUUGGUGGCCAACUGGGAAUGAAGAUUGGUGGGCAAGUUUAGGGCUGUCCCAUGGUCAAAGUCCUCCUUAUAAGAAGCCACAUGAUUUGAAGAAGAUGUGGAAAGUUGGAGUAUUAACAGCUGUGAUAAAGCAUAUGUCUCCUGAUAUUGCAAAGAUAAGGAGGCAUAUCCGCCAGUCAAAGUGCUUACAGGAUAAAAUGACAGCAAAAGAGAGUGCAAUCUGGUUGGGAGUUUUAAGCCGAGAGGAAGCUCUAAUUCGGCAACCUAGUAGUGAUAAUGGGGCAUCUGGUGUAACUGAUAUGCCACGACGUGGCCGUGGUGAAAAUAAGCAAGCUGCAAUUAGUAGUGACAGUGACUAUGAUGUAGAUGGUGUUGACGAUGGUGUAGGUUCUGUUUCAUCUAAAGAUGAUCGGCGGAAUCAACCGACAGAUGUAGAAACUUCAGAAAAUCUACGGAAUGGCAUUCCUCCUGUGCAGGAUAAAGAUCCGGGGGAAAAGCAACCAAGGAGAAAAAGAGCUCGUGUCAGAUCUAACCCUUCUGAUCAAGUGCCUGCAACAACUCACAAUGAACAUCUACAUUCUGAGCCAAGAAUCACUGUGCCUGAUGUAAACGAUGUCAACGGGCAGUUAGUUGAAUUCCAGAUCCAUGGAGAUAGAGAAGAAAAUGGUACAGUCAGUGCUUUGAGGCCCCUGGAGAAAGAUACUGGUGACCAGCUCCAGCUACCUGCAUCUGAAUGUAAUCGUUUCUCUGAUCUACCUUCUGACAAUGUAAUUUCCACACAGAGCAUGUAUGUGGACGGGAGGCCGUUGCUUUAUCCUGUGGUGCAAAAUACUGAGAUGCAUCAUGAUGAUGCUGGCAACUUUUAUAAUGACUGGCAGCAGUCUCAGAUUGUAAUCAAUGAACCUCAAAUUAGGCCGGAGGAAGUUGGAGUCAUACCAAUGCUGGAUACAAGUGCAAAUGAGAUUCCUGGAGGAGACCUGCGCUACUAUGUAAAAGACACAUUUACAAAUGAGCAACAUCGACCUGUUGAUUCACAGUAUGGUUCUGGAAUUGAUAACCUUCCAUUAGAUUUUGGAGAAUUGAACAGCCCCUUCCAUCUUGGAUUUGAUAGCUUGAGUCAAUUUGAUGACUUUUUACCUGACGAGGACUUGAUCCAAUACUUUGGUGCAUAAAAAAUUAGUGCAGCUGAUACUUCAGAGCUUAGAUUGGACUGCAAAACUUGCUGCAUCCAUUACUGACCUAGCUUAAGAUCUUUCUGCCGACUCAUUGGACAUGCUUCCAGUUUUGGUGUUUUCAUUUAUGCAUUGGAUGAGGGUAAGAACUUAUCUGCAUGACUCAACAUUUGAAAUUGAAAUGAUUAGAGGCAUGAUCUUUCGCGUUAAUACUUUGCCCCACUUCUCUCAUUCGGAAUGGCAGUUGCAGGGUUCUUGUAAAUAAUUCAAUUUGUUGGACUGGCUAAAUUGGGGAAGUCAUGAUGUGCCCCUCGUUUUCUUUCAUGCUAUGGAUCUGUGUGAUUACUUUUGAUUUAUUCUUGACCCUUCAGUUACCUGAGCAACUUCAUUUGGCAAUUUAUUUAAUGUACAAAGUGAGAUUGCUUUUUUGGAGUGAUCUAAUUCAUUAUUCAUUGAAAGGCAUAAACUGUCUUUUAUGUA
Carya illinoinensis is the source of this 2900-nucleotide messenger RNA. Its product is annotated as ETHYLENE INSENSITIVE 3-like 3 protein. Gene Ontology annotation, cellular component: nucleus. The transcript is spliced from 3 exons. Lineage: Eukaryota; Viridiplantae; Streptophyta; Magnoliopsida; Fagales; Juglandaceae. Bases 636 to 2420 code for a protein of 594 amino acids. Gene Ontology annotation, molecular function: DNA binding; DNA-binding transcription factor activity. The record is from RefSeq and is a predicted model, not a curated record.